Microcebus murinus (gray mouse lemur) is the source of this 1268-nucleotide messenger RNA. NCBI's taxonomy places the organism in Eukaryota, Metazoa, Chordata, Mammalia, Primates, Cheirogaleidae. The record is from RefSeq and is a predicted model, not a curated record.
AGUGAGCUAUGAUGACAGAACUGCACUCUAGCCACUGGGGUGACAGAGUGACACUCUGAAAAACAAACAAACAGGGUGGUAAAGAAACAUAUUUCUCUGUGUAUCCAUUAUAGCUUUUGAUUCUUUAACAAUCUAAAUUUUAAGCAAAAGCCUAAAAUAAUGCAAAUUCAAGUCUCAAAAAUAAUCAGCACUUUGCGGUUGUCUUUAGUCUGUGUUGAAGAAUUAUUCUGUUACAAAAUGUAAGUAUCUUGUUAGAAAUGAUUUCUGUUGUUUGAAGUGUUCCAGGUGUCCACUCUUGCAAUGAAGCAGCAAGAAAAGCUCAUGCAACAGGACAGAGCAUUGCUAAACUUUACACAGUGGAAGAGAAACCCUGUCCUUCAGAUGAAUUAUUGCCAAACCUUGAUGCAAAAUUCUUUCAGCUCAGCCUGUAAUUGCAGCCCUUGUCCAGACAACUGGAUUCACAAUGGAGAAAGUUGUUACUAUGUAUUUGAACAAUGGCAAACGUGGCAUACCAGUAAAGAGAAAUGUUCAAAGGCGGGUUCCACACUUCUACAAAUAGGCAGCAAAGAAGAAAUGGAUUUUAUCACUGGCGGCUUGAAGAAGAUCAAAGGAAGCCAUCCUUACUGGGUGGGGCUGUCCCAGGGUGGACCCAGCAGCCCUUCCCUUUGGCAAGAUGGCUCUGCUCCUUCCCUUGACCUGUUGCAAAGAGAGAGAUUCCAAUCAACUGAUAAGGUUUGUGGAUACCUCAAAGACAAUUCCCUUUUAUCAGCUAACUGCAGCUCUUGGAAGUAUUUUAUCUGUGAGAAAUAUGCAUUAAGAUCCUCUACAUGAAAGAAAUGGUGCUCAAAGUGAUCUUUUACUAAUAUUUGGAACAGACCAUUGGAAAACUCGUCACAAAAAGCGGAAGAGCAAGUACAGAAGUAAAUCAAUGUGUGGACAAUGAAACUAGCUCCUUGGGACUCAAAUUUGCUUUUGCAUUUGCACUUGGGAAUAUUCUUCAAUACUUUCUCGAUUUCAUUUGACAUGGUUCAAAAUUCCAAGAAUAAAAUUGAUUUAGAGCUACUGAGGACAGAACCUUGAAGAGUUGAGAACAAACUGAAGGAAAUCACUUUUAUUUUUUUUCAGUCCAGAGUAAAUGUAAAUGCCACCCAGAAAUCUAUAAGUCACUGGCGGAGGUUGUGUGGUUCCAGCUGAUUGAUAUUUUUUUAAAUAAAUAAAUAAAUUGGGCUUUUUUUUUUUAGAAUAGCUUUUUAAAAUUUUUUUUAUUU